GCGCGUGUGUCUGCAUAGAAUUAUAGGUGUGUGUCUCUAACAGCAAAGGCAGCUAGAUAGCGAUAUCCUGUUGAACGUUCCCGUGUGGGCGCGGGCAGGGAGGAGAAGCCGGGCGCCGUGUCCGCCGUGUGGCGGCGGCGUGCCCGCGGAGCCCCUGGGUGCCCAUAUGGUCGCGCCGCUCUGCUUGCCUCGGGCUCUGUGAAGAGACUCUUCAGCCAUGGAUGUGUUCAUGAAAGGGCUUUCCAAGGCAAAGGAGGGAGUCGUAGCAGCAGCAGAAAAAACCAAGCAGGGUGUGGCAGAGGCAGCAGGAAAGACGAAAGAGGGAGUCCUCUAUGUGGGUUCCAGGACCAAGGAGGGAGUUGUUCAUGGUGUUACAACAGUGGCUGAGAAGACCAAAGAGCAGGUGUCCAAUGUUGGGGGAGCUGUGGUGACAGGAGUGACGGCGGUGGCGCAGAAGACGGUGGAAGGAGCAGGGAACAUCGCUGCAGCCACUGGCUUGGUGAAGAAGGACCAAUUGGCCAAACAGAAUGAAGAAGGUUUCCUGCAGGAGGGAAUGGUGAAUAAUACAGGUGCUCCUGUGGAUCCUGAGAACGAGGCUUACGAAAUGCCUCCAGAGGAAGAGUAUCAAGACUAUGAGCCUGAAGCAUGAGAGCCCUUUCCUUUCUUUCACCUGAAAUCUACUUACUACUAAAGACGUCCCAUCCUGUACAAGUGCUGAGUUCCAAUGUGCCCAGUCGUUAAAUUUUUUUACAGUUUUUAAGGUGUAUUUUGAAGUCUUCCAUCAGCAAUGAUUGGAGUAUCUGUGACUGCAUCCACCUUGUUUCAGCAUUUCCCUCCUGCUGAAAUGAAAGCCGGUUGGCAGGAUCAUUGUUGUGCUGUGGAUGUUGUGGCUUCAAGUUUAAAAGUUAAAAAAGAAAAUAUUAAGUAAAAACACCUAAGUGUCUACUGCUUAUUUCUAAUUCUGUACAUGUUUUGUUGAUAGGCUGUCAGUAAUUUGAUAUUGUUUAUGAUACAGUUUUUGUUUCCUAUGACUAUUCUUUCUGUGCAGAGAUGACUUAUUGUGAGAGCUUUAUAUAUAUGUGUAUGUAUUAUACAUAUAAAGAAGUAAUUGAGCAUGAACUAUGCACCUAUAAAUAUUAGCUGUUGAAAUUUUAUUGUUUUGUGAUGUGUUUUAUUAACUUGUGUCUGUAAAUAAUGGUGUUCAACUGAAGCAAAUAAAAUGUAACCCAUUAAAAAUUAA
This is a messenger RNA of Onychostruthus taczanowskii (white-rumped snowfinch), 1240 nucleotides long. It is a transcript of the gene SNCA, whose product is annotated as synuclein alpha. Gene Ontology annotation, molecular function: cuprous ion binding. The record is from RefSeq and is a predicted model, not a curated record. The transcript has 6 exons. Lineage: Eukaryota; Metazoa; Chordata; Aves; Passeriformes; Passeridae. Gene Ontology annotation, biological process: regulation of dopamine secretion; synaptic vesicle endocytosis; chemical synaptic transmission. Gene Ontology annotation, cellular component: cytoplasm; axon terminus; neuronal cell body. The coding region runs from base 218 to 649 and encodes 143 amino acids.